AUCGCUUUAGUUCAACACAGUGCUAAAGUGCACCUUCUGUAACUAACCCCCCUCCCCACCCCCCUCACACUUACACACUACCAGUUUUAGCUUUAACCUAGCCUAGCAAAGCUAAUCUAUCCUUCCACGAGCCAACAACGUACCCUGGCCAGGUAACCGACUAAAGGAGCGGGUUUACACUCUUUCACGGCAUUUUCAUGUCUCGUUUGUUCCUGGCGCUGUCACUCUCUGUCAGCUGUCCUGUCCCCCGACACACAGACAGGUAAACACCGGGCAGCCCCAUGAAGACACCGCCGCCGUCCCCUCACACAUGGAGGUCGCACAGUUGAAAAACACACAGGAGCCGUGCGGAGCUAGGGGUGAGUACGGUGUGUCUGAAUUAAACCACAUACCAUGUUAUCAAGUGCGUUGCUACCCUGCAGGGCUAGCUUACGUUAGCAGCGGUUGCUAGUCGUCUGCGCUCGUGCCCCCCCUUUGCUGCUGCGGGUCUGUCAGCGCGCGCUCCCUCCUCCUCUCUACACGCGCACCCGUCUUAUAAUGGGAAUUAAACCCGUCUAUUCUAAAGUUAUUGGCUUUGUAAUUUCGACAAACACCUGAGCUUUUACCAGCCGGCUGUUCAAGGUAGGCAGAACACGCAUCUAUAUGUGUUUUUGAGUGUUUAUGAAGCGCGGUGCUGCAUUUCAUCAUUACAGCCCGGGAGAUCAAUGGAGUGCUUCAUUUUCGCAUGCGGACAUAUCCACGCGUCACAACAACACAGGGCAGGUUUCCUACUCAAACGAUACGAAGUGGAUUUUUUUAUUGUCCUAUAUUUAAUGCUAAUUAUGCAACGUUUGGAAAAGCAAUGGCCGCUGUCUGCAUUGUUUCCUCGUCUUAUUUCUAAUGUAGGUCGGUUUAUUAUAGUGCACUACGACAACGCACCCUCCAUCAUUGUUGUUAAGGUUAUCAAACGCCACAAUGUCCUAUUUGUUUCUUUGUGCGCUUCAUCGCCCUAUUUUAUUUAUGAACGAUUUUCUGCAUCAUUAUUUAUACAGAAUCUGGUGUGUUUUAUUUGUAUUUUAUAUUCGUAGCUGCCUCUGUAUCCAUGAAAUGGAUUUUAUUGUGGUUAAGUCCGGGGUAGCCCCACUUUGUUAUUCGACCCCGCAAUUUGCAGCAGCCAAAUGGGAGGGUGUUGAUUAAAGAGUACCCAUGGACUUUUCUUGGUAAUGUUGUUUACAGUAUGAUGAUAGCCUUGCUCCAACUGGGCCAUACGAGAAAUUGAAUUGAUUUUUCCAAACUAUAUGUUCACAUGCCGUAUCCUUUUCUAUGAAUGCAAUGAAUGAAUGUUAUUCUUAUAUAUAUAUAUAUAUAUAUAUAUAUAUAUAUAUAUUAGGUAUAAUUAUUAGGUUUCCCCUUUUAAUACAAACAAACAAACAAACAAAAAAGAAAAGAAAAAGGGGGGAGGGGCAGCACAUAGUCAUUCUCGAUUACUAAUACACACACUGUUACACAUUCAUACAGAUACUACAUACACAAGUAUAUAUCUGACUAAAUAUGAGCAAACUUGGGCAUGUUAUUAAACAAAUUGGAACAGCGCAACCGGGGAUGUCCAGUCCAAGGAAUCAUCUCCAUUAUGAAUAAUGGCUGCUAGAUCUCUGGGCAGGUAAUCUAUCAUUGUUUGCCACAAAUCUAUGAAUUUGUCUUCACUCUCUUUCAUUUUAGCACUAAUUCUUAACAUUGGAAGGACUCUAUAGAUUUCUCUAUACCAUUGGGUUACUGAUGGUGGUCUCUCAUGAAUCCAGUUAAAUAGAAUGCAUUUUCUGGCCAAACAGAGCAGUUUGUUAAGGAGUUUAGAUCUUCUGGAGUCUAAAAGACUGGAGACUUAGAUGGCAGCCCCAAAAGAAAAUGCCUGGGAUCUUUACACAUCGUAAACUUCAUAACUGAAUUCAGUUAUUUUGCCACACAAGACCAAAACCUUGAAAUCUUAAGACAUUCCCAGAGACAAUGUUUAUAGGUACCAAUCAUUUUUUUGCAUUUAAUACACAUUGCGGACCUGCUUGGAUCAACUUUGUUUAGGAAUUUGGGAGUUGAAGCCGUAAAGCAUCCAUACUGCCGACAAAACCUUUUUAAUAGGAGGAUACAGCCGAGGCGUUUCAUCAUUCUCAGUCUCCGACUUACGUUGGUUGGAAGUUGGAACGUGUGCGUCAAUUUUUUUUAACUGUUUCCGGUUCACAGAGUGGACACGCUCCAACAGUGCUUUGGGUGGCUGCAAUGCAUUGUGGGUGGCCAUGCAUUUUGUUGUAAAAUUUCUUCAUUUUCUCUUUUAAGGUUCCUGUUUUUGUCAGACUGGCAUUAAUGUACUUAAUUCAAGAGUUUGUUUUAGAUUUGGGACUACUUUUGUGGUGGUUUGUUUGUACAUUUUGCUACCAAGGCUUUGACACUGUGGGUAAGACUACAAGCGGGUCAGGUUGGUAACUACUUGGCUUCGCUCGCCUCCGCUGAGUGACGCUGCCACUCGUCUUUAAAUUAUGAUUGUGGAACGAUUAUUACAGUACCCUACGAUUUCAUCAUUGCGGUCGUUUAAUAUCGCAUAUCGCGAUUAAAUUGUAUAUCGGCACACCUCUAGUCCAAAAGGUUUUGGACUGUAACUUAGACAAAUAAAGACAACCCUAACUUGACAAAAGAUUUGAUCAUUUUUCGAAAACAAGAAUUUCAUAGUUACACUUUUUAAAAAAACAAUUUUAACAGUUAUAUGAAACAAAUUAUAAGAUAGUGAAAAUAUUACUAUAUGCUGGCUUUUUCCAGCAAGUAGGCCUGUAGUCUUUUUUGCCUUAGAAAUCAAUUGUUGUUAAAAAAACAGCACCGAAAUAGGUCAAAAAUAUUCUUAUCAAUCUGGUCAUUUAUUAACUAUUACCUUAUCAGUGUUUGGCUAAACCACUAUUUCCAAACGUGCUUUUUUGUCCCAAAUGAAUGAUAUUCUUAUCCUGCUAUGUCACAAUGUCAAUGGAGUUGGCCUGAGCCCCUUGUUGUGGUGACAUCUAGGACACAAAGGCUGCAGAACAGACAGCAUGUAAACACACGCAGAUGCAAACUUUCAGAGCGUGAGAGCACCUGUGGAUAACAGUGAAGGCUGUGAGAUGCUCUGAUGAUGUCAGUGUUUUAUGUAUCAACAAAAAAGUCAUGCCUCUCUUUCUAUGAGGCCAAGAGCAGCUUUAUAUCAGUGUAGUCAAGGCUCUGACCACAGGUGACGUUAUGCAGGGAGUUAAUGAAUAACCUGGAUGGUAUUACAUCAGCGCUAGCUGCCCUCCAGUUGCCCUCUUAAUGUUUGCUUCUCUCCCUGAUGUCUGAUAUGACAUUUUGGAGCUGACCCAUCAUGCUUAGUUCACGUUUUCUCUAAGCAUUUCUGCGUAAAUAACACUUUUUAUAGACAACAACUUACUUCCUCAAUUUUGUUUUAUUGACCCAUUACAAAGAUCUUUGUCAUCGGCUGCAAAGAGAGUGACAGUAAAGUCUGUUGAUGAUUUGUGAGACUGUAUUCCACUCUACUAUGGAGGAGGAAAUGUGGGACAGUGUGGGAUUUCCUCUUUGCUUUGUAGUUGGAAAACAAACUGUUAAUUUUCAACAGAGUGGCCUCUAAAUUUGUAGCUUAAGCCAGUUAAAAAAAGUUAUUUGGACUAAGGCUGCAUCUUGUAAUUUUUAUAUGACUAUCGAAAGAAAUUAAAUCCCUUACGAGUGCCAACCAUUGAAUUACAAAUAUUUACAAAUUUCUGACCAUUUAAUCCAAUAAACUGACAAGUACAUUUAUUUGAUUAAGCUGUGCAGACAUCUAAAGGUACGAUCCGUGGAAGACAGUGAGUUGCCAGUUGUUUUGAUCAGCUAAACAAUCAAUGAUUUCAUUUUUGAAGGUAACUAAGAUAAGAAAAAUGCUAAUUUUAAUACUCAGGAGCCCCCUAAAAGCCCAAACUAUUUGCUUGCCAAUCUUCUUAAAUGUAAGGAUGUGCUGCUUUGAGAUUUUUGUUUGAAAUAAGUUCAGAAUAAUUUAUUCAGAAUAAAUAUACAUAUUUGUUUGUUUGCUUUCUUGGUAAUAGGUUUUAUAGGAAGUAUUUGUUCAUCUGACUUUGAAAGUUUAGGUAAGAGAUGACAGCUUCACAGUAAGACUUAUUUAUUUUGCUUUGCUGUAUAUGCUGCAAGGCAGUGGUUCUCAAGUCCAGUCCUCGAGGCCCACUGUCCUGCAUGGUUAAGAUGCUUCCCUGCUCCAACACACCUGAUUCAAAUGAUCAGCUCGUUAUUAAGCCAUUACAGAGCUUGAUAACGAGCUGAUCAUUUGAAUCAGGUGUGUUGGAGCAGGGAAACAUCCAAAACAUGCAGGACAGUGGGCCUCGAGGACUGGACUUGAGAACCACUGCUGUAAGGUAUAUACAAGGGUAAGUCUGUCUAAAUACUUGAUACUUAAAUGAUAAAUCCCCAACAGGUCCCAAAAGAUCCACCAGAAUUGACCAGUUGAUCUGGUUCUUUUGGCUUCAGCCUGUACUGAAGGUGUGGUUGAAUUACUGCAACACUCAAGAGGAGCUCUUGUUUGAUAACACCCUUGACGCCUUUUGUAGAAAUGUGGUCAGAGGGAUGUUGUGGUCCAACCAGUUGUAUAGAUUCAAUUAAAACAAAGUUAUACUGAAUUUGCUGUCUUAUGUAACAGCAGAUUUGGUGAGACACAUCAUAAAGAAUAAAUCUCAGAAAUGUAUUUGUAAUAUUUUGUAGGAUUUAUUUAGUAAGGUAUUAGCAAUGGGCAACCUGAAGGUAAAAUGUCAUCCUUUGUUAUUAAGAGGAAUGUGAAAACUGAAAAAAAGUCACACAGCUUUAGUUUGAGGGUUCUGUUUAUAAACAGACCCCAACAUGGUUUAAAUACAUGUUAGCCUGAGUGUAAGUAAUGUAGUGCUGCCAGUCUUAGCACACUCCAUUCCUGUAUCCUGAUCCAGCGUCAGCACCAGUAGCAUCCCAUCACCAUCACCCUCCCUGUGCCCCUUGCUCACCCCAGCUGGGCUGUUUCUAUGGCAACAACAGAAUCUGCUCCAGGCCUGUACACACUGCCUCUGUCUCCCUGCUUUCUCUUCUCUCAGCUUGUUUGGCUCUGUUCAGCCACCACAGCCUCACAGUGAGCUCCUGGCUGCUGACUAUUUUAGUCUGAGGUGCUUGUUUGUUUUUGCUCCCCGUUGUUUCCUGCUGGAUGCAAGGAUGAAAGUUAAUUUUGCAUAAGGGCUCUAGGCGGUAGAUGAAUUUGCUGAGUUAGCAUGCUGAGUUUGAGCACUCUAUCUAUGUUGAUUGUUGUCUUAUAUCUCCCUCGUAUUCUGAUGUUUACAAUUCCCAUAUUUUUGUUUGUGUCCUUUUGUCCACACAGACAGGGAGAGUGAAGCAGCUGUAGGAUAACUGUCUCACGGCACAGAAAGAUGCAGAGUACCCAGUCUCUCCUUCCCACCACUGUCACACAUGCAAACCUCCCCUCCCCGUCCCCAUUCACUGCACAAGAGCAAGAAAGAGAGUGAUAGAGAACGAAGGAGGGAUUCAGAGUGAAAAAGUGAGAGAGGCUGGGCGGGUGGGAGAGCGGUCGCCAUUAGACAUUAGCAUCAGAUGUUGUGCUCGGCAGCAAUGAAACAGGAAAAAAGAGAGAAAGAUUCACACCCCUGGAAGCUGCGGUGUUAGCUGCUUGGCUACAGGGCUUCUUCGUGCCAGAGAAGGUAUGGUAUAACAGGUGACGGGGCGGGUGGUAAUGUGGCGAAGGGGCUGUUUGUAGGAUGGGGCGCUGGCGGUGAAGCUACUCGGAGUAUUUCUGCAGAAUAGCUGCAGGGGUGCACAUCAUUGGAAAAGUGGGAAAAUGUCACCAUGUCAGUUUUGUUGUGUGUUGUUGUGCUGCUGCAGGUCCCUAAAUUGUUCCUUCCUCAUACAGAUAUCCACUUUGAGUCAUCAGGGCGACACAAAAAGACAAGCUGUCGUAGAUUGAGUGGAUCAGAUUUUUGUUUUAUGUUGUUGUUCUGUGCUGCGUUGUGUUUGUGCGUUGUACUGUGUAUACUAUACUUGGUUUUAUGCAUUUUAUUGACCUAAAGUGUGUUUUUCCUUGCGACUGCACAUCCACUGAUACAACAUCAGGUUGACAGUUGUUUAUAGUCCAUAUGUAGAUGAUCCUGUGUGUUCCUGUUCUGCUGCUCUUGCAUCAGGCGGGUUGCCAGGCAGCAACAGUAUGUGUACAUCUAUGUUCAGGCUUGGCCGGCAGCCUAAAGGAUACAUAGAGAAGCUGAUGAGAGAUGGUUAGUUUGUGGGAAAAGGAUGGAUGGCUUUACUGUUCUGUUCCCAUUUGUAUAAUUAUAGAAGGAGUUGGGUUUUAUUCUCUAUCCAAGUCGUAAGUUCGUUCAGUGUUUUUGAUGUAAAUGUAACAGAUUCUGUUUCUCAGCCUCUCCUGUUUUUCAAGCAGUCCUUUUCUCUUCAUCCUUUUCCCCCUCCUUGCUCCAGUCUCCAUGAUGGCCACCACCCUUACCUUGAGCUGCAUGAGUUGCUCGGCUGGAGAGUUCCUUGUACUGCCUCACAUCUUUCAUUGCCUCCCUCCUUCUUCCUCCUCCCUCCCACUCUGUCAGCAGCAUUGGUGUCAGAGAGCAGAGGUGAAAAGUUGUGGAGCAGACCAUUGUAGAUGUCUUACUGAUCCAAAGACAUAGUUUUUUCUGCAUGUCUCCUCUCUCUUAGUCCAUGUUUUCUCGCCUACUUUCUCAACAUUGCAGUGAUGUGCAAACUAUUUAUCUUUCUCUGCUUACAUAAACCUUUUUUUGCUGGUUUCUGAAAGCUUUAUGGAGUAUGUAUUUAUCUCUUAAUGUUAGCAGUCUCCUCACUCCCCUUUCCUAUUUUUCAGUCAAAGCAAGCAGAUACAUUGCUGAAGUUUCUGUUUUUGAAUGAUCCUCUUCCACGAUCUGUUUCUACACCUCGGUCUGCCUUACUCUCCCUUUUCAACCGAGCUUUAAACCUGCAUUUAGGCUUUGGGGUAAAUGAGAGGAGGCCCAUUCAUUUUUCAUGACACUGCGUGCCUGUAGAUGAAUAAAACAACACGAUUACAUUCACAUUCUGACCUUCUCACCUGUCGUAUGACACCUGGUGGACCAAGAUACUGGUCCUUAACCCACACAGUUUUCCAUACACUAAGUUCUCUUAAAAAAGCACUGCUGUUUUUUCAGACAGGCAAAUUUAGCCCACACAUGCUUUUAUUGAUCUUUCAGCCCCGAUAAAUGAUCACAUGUGCCUCUCUCUAGAUAAACAGGCACUGCGGUGAAUGUGAACAUGGAAGAGAUAGGAGUGAUUAGUUGUGAUAGAUAGGAGGAGGCAGUUCAUCAAGUAUAUGGACGGCUCUUUGUAAAUCACACACACACACACACGCCAACAUACACAACUACGCACACAUACACAGGAUGUCACACAGGCUGUUCGCCUGUGUCCAGACCUGCUCUCUGAAUUCCCCCAGCUUAAUUUAUCUCACGCUCUCAGUUUCCUGUUUCAUGAGCUAGGUCCCCACAUGAGACCCUUGAUCAACAACAACCAACCUUCACACACACUUAACACAGACACGCACGCACAUUUUAUUGUGGUUCAAGUCUUUGGCUUUGUAUCUGGAUGUGUGACAUUGCUUCAGAUCUCAGGAGGAAUGAAUCUUGAUGGAUCAUCCAGCUGGCUUUUAAGUCUUUAAAUAACUUUUAUUAUUCCUGUUUAUCAUUGUGGCUAUUUUAAACUUUAACGAUGCUCAAAGCCGGACUAUAAAAGAUGAUACAGAAGCAUAAAAAUACACUGUGCACCUGUCUGUUGUUUGGAAAAUAUUGGAAUAUGAGCCGUCAUUGUUGCUUUCCAGCAGUGAGGAUUAAGUGAUUGUAUUUAAUUUGUAUUGAUUUAUUUGCAUGGACUUGAGUGAGCUGAAGCUAAGGGCAACAGGGGGUUUCUGCUGUAGACUGGGGUCCUAGACUGACUGUUGCAGAUUUUAAAUUUCACUGAAAUUAAAAUAAACCAUACCUCUCUGUCCUUUGUCUUCUUUUUUUCAGGCACCAUGAAUCUCUUAGCGCCUGCUCCAGUGGCAGCAAUCCUCCACUGACCUCACCUCCUCCUCUUCCUCCCCAUCACUUCCCCCACCUUUACCUCUCUCAGCAUCCCCUCCUCCUUUACAACCCAUCCCUCACUACCUCACAUCUGUAUCCGCUCUGCCCCUCCAACAUCAUGGCAGGUGAGAAAGGGCCAACCAAGCGGAGUGCCAUGGACAUCAAGCGCCUGGCAAGCCUCAUCCAGAGAGGAACGGGCCGUUUGCUGGUGAUUGACAGCCGGACGUUUUCUGAGUACAACGCAUCACAUGUUCAAGGUGCGGUGAACGUCUGCUGCUCCAAGCUGGUGAAAAGGCGACUGCAGCAGGACAAGGUGUCGGUCACUGAGCUGCUGCAACCCAACGGAAAGGUGAAGGUGAGUGAAAGCUCAGCAUGUCUCUGGGUAGGUGCUUUUUUAGAGGUGGGAGUUGAUCCCAGUGAAUAGAGAGGGGUUGUUUUAGGUGCCAGCCUAAAAUCAAAGUGUCAGAGGGAUGUGUUUCUACCUGGCUGUUAAGAGAAAAAAAUCCCUAACUUCUACACGUAUUCCAUACAAAAUUCAAAGAGGUAUUGUUCAGCAUUUCAAGUAACAUACUAGCUCCACACAAGCCUCCUCCAGUUGUUUUCGUUUAGAUUUACUUUGAGGAUGACUUCUUUAUCUCUUUCUUCUUUAUCUCUGCGCUUGAGUUAACUCAGUGGUUCUCAAUCCAGUCCUUGAGGCCCACUGUCCUGCAUGUUUUGGAUGUUUCCCUGCUCCAACACACCUGAUUCAAAUGAUCAGCUUGUUAUUAAGCCAUUACAGAGCUUGAUAACGAGCUGAUCAUUUGAAUCAGGUGUGUUGGAGCAGGGAAACAUCCAAAACAUGCAGGACAGUGGGCCUCAAGGACUGGAUUGAGAACCACUGAGUUAAAUUAAGGCUCAACAGGCCUCCUCACUUACAGAAGGAAGUGUUGAGGAGAAGAACAAGACCACAAUAGUUGAAUAACUACUUGAAAUCAGAUAGUUUAUAACAAUGGCAGCAUUCGUGUAAACGUAGUUUUUAAAUUUCCUGAAAUUGCAGAAAUCUUUGCAUAUUUCUUGUAUGACAUACACCCAAAAGACAACAAUAUUAGUUUAAUUAGGUCAGCAUGUCUUGUUAUACAGGGUUCCUUUCAAACAUUUGGAAGGAAUAAACUAUUGGUUGACCUUCUUUCAAUGUGUUUUUGCUUUUUGUGUUUACUACAUUCCCUCAUCUCGGGACUAACCAAGCCCUCCGUGAGUUGCCACAGGGCUUAAAGAUGUCAGAAAAUAUAUUUAGCAAUAUUAAAAACAUCUUUACAUAAUACAUGCAUCAUGCAUUAUUCUUGGGCCUUAUGAUUUCAACACUUUUUUCCAGAUUUAUAGGUAUAUGGAGGUAAAUUCAAACUUUUGCUUAUGCACGCGUUGUCAUGGCAAUCAAACUCAUGAUUUGCCAGAGUUUCCUGUGAUGUGUGUCUAAUAGAUUAAAACAUUAGAUUUCUUUCAAAGUUUGACCUUGUUUUGAAAUGGAUAUUUGCACAGCAUUGUGCAAGUUAGUAAGUCGGCAUCAUCAAACUUGUUUCUGAAGAAUUUGCACAGAAAUGCAAAACUUGGAUUCAGCAGGAACUUUUUUGAAAAUAUCCAGUCAAGAACUUCCUUGUUAUUUUUUGUUCCUGUUUGUACUUUAUAAGAAUAGAAACCCAAUAAAGAUAUUGUAAAAAAAAAACAAAAAAAAUAACUUUCUUAUUCUAAGAAACAUGAUUUGUGGGUCCUCAGCUUCAUGUUUGAGGGGUUAUAAACCAUAUUUUUCCUGUGUUCAGGCAGUAGUCAAAGCAGAAUUUGAGCAAAAAACUUCCUUCAAACCCAAGUUCUCAGAUUCAAGUUUCCCUAUCAACAGUGUCUUAGCAUGCUAAAGGGCCCUUGGGCAAGGCACUUACUCCCUAAGAUAUCUGUAGGUGUCCCUCAGCACACCAGACAUUCUAACCUCUGCACCACUCUGCAUCUCUGCUGGCCACCCCAGCACUCCUCUCAGCCUGCAGCACAUCAGUGGGUGCUAUAAUUGGCAGGCAUGCAGCCAUACUGUAUGUUUGUUGCUUAUCAGUGGCCCUGAAAUCGGAUCCUCGCGUUUCCAUGACAUCUACUGUGAAUAUGACGGCCUUUUUUCCAUGGCCCAUCCACUCGUGGCAUGCUGACUCCUGUAUUUUUAGUUGCUGUGUGAAACUGAAGGAACUCUAAGAGGGGAAACCUAUGCAGUGGGGCAGAGGGGUUGUGUGUUUCAUGUAUGGGAGUCGUUUUCACGCCCUUAUGUACUGUAGCUGUGAAUGCAUUCACCACUUAACAGAAACACAUCAACAGAGCGAUGGAGAUGACACAUGAAAUCCCUUUUCUUGGUCACUCUCCUUCUGAGAAAUUGUUCAAUGAACUUUUAACAACGUUACACCCAGGGCACUAAAAUGCUGAUUCAUACAGUCUAAUGACACGUAACAGGUUUUGUUACUGUUUUUAUUUUUCUUCCUUUACUUCCUUAUUCCCAGAGGCAUGACACAGUUUGACCCGUGUCAUGUCUCCGACUGUUGAACGUAUAUGUGUGAAUAUGAUUUAUCACCUGCUCCCUCAGUGUGACCUAGACUGGGACUAUAUCAGACCUGCAGUUAGAAAAACACUGGAUCUCCGAGUCAAUGAAAAACCAGCCCUGCCCACCAAAUUAGAGAUAAUUAUAGAUUAUUGCUUUGGAUUAUUGCGUUGUGGCUCCUUCUGGUUUAUGACAGCUAAAACUUGUCGGUGACUGACUCUUUCCUUGUGUCACAUGGUAAAUGAAGGAGAACUGUGUGAUUCUGUUACUUUCUCAUGUAAAACGGCCCGCAGUUGAGCUAAUAGCGUCUGUAUAAUUGGUGCGUUGGCAGAGAGUCUCUGUGCCUCUGCUGUUUCUCACCGACUCUCUGUUCACCAAUUAGUUCAAAUUCAGCUUUAUUGCUAGGCCCUCUGGCAGUCAAACCCACAUGCUUUUCUUUUCACUCAAAAUUAAGCGCUAUUAACUGGACAAGGACCUUGUAUAACACCUCUUGUUUGUGUGCAUGUUGCCAGUCUGAAGGCUACACAGGAGAUCCCUCAUCUCAUGACUCAUCCUGACCAGAAGUUCCAGUGCUGCUCGGAUAAUGGUUUUAUUUUUAGGCUGCUAUGAUGAUGCAUGACCUAGUAUUGCAGUUUAAAGAUUUAGAUAGAGAAAGACUGUCAUAGAUUUGGUAGAGGCUGAACAAGCUAGGAAGUCUGAGUCGUUAUUUUAUUCAGUGCAGCCAGUCUGAGUGUGUUUUAUGCAGGGUCUGUUGGAUCCGUCUCUGUGUGGGGUCCUGGGUUGGCACGGUGCACAUUGUGUCCCCCCUCCAUAGAGCUGUGUGUCUUCCCAAUUUCUCUCACUUUCUAUUUCAUGACAGCUCUGUAUGGCCCUCUGUGUCUCCCCCACCAUGAUGCAUCCUUGCCUUCUUCAGUGAUUCCUUUUCCUCUCCCUGUCUGGUGUUGCCCCAUAGCUGGUUUGUUAUUAUCCAUCCCCCCACCCCCAGUAAAGAGGAUAAGGCUUGCGAUUAAUGCUAGGCUGGAUAAAGCUGGAACUAGCCGUGUGAGAGAGGAGGGCCUGACGGACCCAGACUCCUUUGUUAUUGGCUAAGCAUGACAUCAUCCCUUUUGUGGCGGCCACUGGCAGGCCGUGGGCUGGGCACGUGCAGCCUGGCUGUGUGGUGUUAAAGCCGGCUUCCAAUAGCCGCCCCCCUCACCCUCCUCACAUAGACACACACACACCCACUCUACCCCCCACAUGGCUCUGAGCAUCACCAGGAGCUGCCUCAGCCAAGCCAAGACAGCAAAGGACACCAUUGUGGCUCUUUGUUCGGGAAGUAAAUGCAGGAAGCGGGAGAGCAGAGUUGAGGGUAUUCAUGGAUGGGCUGCCUCCUCUGCCUCCUCCCUGGCUGCCUCCCACCUCACAUCCCAUUGAGCGCUAAUAGCCUGCAUCCCCCAAGGCGCUGUACUCACCCUCUUUCAUAGAAGCUCCCAAUGCUUCAGUUAGUCGAGCUGAAUGAACAUCCAUGACCAACGCAGCAACAAUCAAAAGGGUGUCCUCUUUCUUCUCCCUUUCACAUCCCAUCAUAACCUUUUUAUAUGAGCUCUCCUUUAAUAUAGGUCAGACGGAGUUGGAAACAGUAGGUUAGGUGGUUGUGGACCUCUGCUGGGGGAGCGAUGGCACAGGCUUAGUUAGGAAACAGGGCUUCCUCGUGCCUUUUUGACAGGAUGGAGGGCAGGCGGCUGGUUUCUUGGCUUAAGCCAAGCUAAUCCCCGCUGCUGUGGUCGGGGCAGCCGACCAGGCGGGCCUGACAGAUGGACCAGAGGUUUUCACUACCAGAAACCAGCCAGGGGAAGUGCCAUCCCGCCAGAGCUCUGUUGAAUGAUAUCCAGCAGCCUUGUUACUGACAUCACCCUUCCCCAAGCCAGCUGUCAGUAAAUAUUUGUUAGCAGUGUGGUUUGUUCUGUUGGUCUCUGUCCUCUUUUUAUAUUAACUCUGUUAUCUUAGAAAUUAGCAGAAUGAACAUGAAAUUAAGUGGAUUUGACUUUCAGCCAGAUUGAUCAACUUUCUUGUUAACAUAUUUUAAUGACCAAUUUUAAUCAUUAAUUAAAUCAUAAUUAUGUGGCGGUGGUAUAGUUUUCUUUUUUUUUUUUUUAAUUUUCAGGAAAAAGAACGGUACCAGAGUUGGUACCAUGCAGAAAAGUAUUUUCUAUCUGAAUUCAGAUCUGAAAAUGAAUCCAGGAUGGUGAACCAGAGAAACAGAUCAGACUGCUAUUUUGAUAAAUCAUCAAGAAAAAGACCAAAAUAUAUAAAUACUGUUUACUGCUCCUCUCUUUUUUGUCCCUUGAAAGAGACUUGUAGUUUUUUGCUGCUGGUUGAUUUAUAAAUUGAGAGGAAUUUGGUGGACAUUUACACUCUUUAAAGGCACUCAGUUACUUCCUAAAAAAAAUAACUAAUCAGCAGAUUAACACACAUAAAUAUUUUAUUUAUAUAUUUUUUUUAUUCAAUAGCAGGACGACUGUGGCUCUGUGACAGAUGAAACAGACUUACACUGUGAAUUAUUUGUGCUAUUUUAAAGUCCUGUACCUGUAAUUAUUACCCUGUAGUGUAUCUUGGAGUGCUGUUCAUCACCAGUGUAUUAGACCUGCUGACGAUCAGUAUAUAAACAGCUCCCUGUUAUUGUUGUUUGAUGUUGUGUAAUGGACACAAAGCAGCAGAGAGAUCCAGGCGCUGGCUCUGUGAUCUCGUCUGAUCGUAAUUGGUCGGACUGGCUGAGUGCCCUGCUGCGUAGCACAGGGCGAGACUGCAUGUGACUAGUUAAUGCAUUUAUGCAACGAAGAGGAUCCCCAUCAACUCUGCUCAUGAGGCACCACAUGCUGUGAUUUUCCUCCUUGAAAGGCUAUUAUGAUACAUGGCAGGUAAUUCAUUUACAAUUCUGACAAUCGAGGGCAGGAAAUCCUGAGAUGAUGUAAAAACUAACAAAGAGAAAGUGAGUUUAGUUAAUUUAGUGUCCAACACAAAGUUUAUCAUCUUUGGAAAACACUUUCUAGUUACGGUAUUCUUAAUAAUUCCUGUAACUACCGCACAAGAUUUCAAAAUAAAGGGCAACACACAAGUGUUUCAUGUGUCAUCGACCCUGACAGAAGCAGAGCUGAAAACUUUGCGGAUGACUCAGAGUAUGGAUUGUUUCCCAGAUUACCCAGAGGGCAAUGUAGGGAAUUUUCUUCUAUGUUUCAUUCACAUUUUUUCCCUUUGCCAAGUUAAAACAAAGACGCUGCUGCAGCCAGUGGUGGUUUUUCUGCGGAGCCGGAUAUGUCAUGUGUUUGCCUUGAUGAGGUCAUGGCAUGAAUCACUGUUUGCUUUAAAGAUCCUACUGUUUGACAUAGACACACAGUCACAGGCUGUAUAUAGUUACAGACGUGCUCUGUGAGGCAGGAGGAGUUUAUGUAAAAGUCAACUUUUUAAUUUAUGGAUGUACAUGAAAGAUGGAGGGUAUGAUUCAUGGGUUAUUUUCAGCUAUGAAACCAGGCUUUCAUUAUAUACAGAGUGAGGAGAAGAGUGACAGGGUUAAACUGGAUCUACAGCUUGUAGACAACUUGUGUGUUACAUGUCCAAAAGUCAGAUGAACAGAGAAAUGACAUACUUCAUGUCUUCAGCUAUUACUUACACGAUUGUGUAAGCUGAAGUAUGUGUGGCCUCUUCUUAAUAUGUGUGUUUGUGUGUGUGUGUUAAAGGUCCACUGAUAUUGCAUGGCGUAAGGGUGUGAGCAGAUCAGGUGACCACAUCUCUAAAAUGAUCAGCGGUGACCUCACAGUGCACAUGCACAGAGGCAUCAGGGACUUUCACCACCCUGUCACAUCUUCACAUCCUUGUCUGAAACACACAAUCACACACUUACCCACUUCAAAAGAUUUCUCUCCUGGGUUGUUUCCUCAGAUAAAUGAGUUCUUUAAAUUUUAAGCUUCUAUUUACAAGUUUAUACCAAACCCAAAGUUUGAACCAAAACACAAAGUCUGCAUGAUUAUAGAAGUACAAGAGCUACGCUGUGACACACACAUAACACUUACACAUACGUAUGCACAUGGAAGUGGCAGCUGCCAGUGCCAGUCAAUUACAUCAUCUUGCCCCUGGGUGGUAUCUUUACAGUGAUGGGUGCUAUAUAUCUCAUCCUGUGUUGAACUGACAGCUCUAGAGCGCGGGGAGAUCACUGCCUUUUAGAGCAGGUCCUCUAUUUGUAUGUAAUGUACUGUAUGAAGGGUCAGGCGUUUUAGAGUAGCUGAACCAUUAGCUGGGUCGACAUGCUGAGUCUUCAAAUGUGCCUCUAAAUCAGGUUGUAAUACAUUUCUAAGAGGUGACAGCCUCUGACAGCCUGUAAACCUUUGUUCAAAGCAGGGCUGUCAAAAUUGCUCUAAAAUGACAUUCAAAUAUUCGUUCUAAAAAUAAUACAUAAGGUUCGAACAUUUUCACAUUCAAAUCUUUUUUUUUAUAUUUUAAUAUAUAUUUGAAUGUCGAAUAUUCAUUGACAGCCCCAGUUCAAAGGGAUUCUGACAUGAAAUGAUGAAUAAAGUGUUAUUUCGAUCGUCUCUCAGGCUCCAAUGUGUUUUUAUUUGCAUUUAUUUCACUCAGGUUAUGGAGACCCUUUCGGUUUAAGCAAGUCCGUACAAGAGUCUGCUUUUUUUUUUUUUUUUUUCCGUGGGACACCCCAGAGAGGACACACAGAGGGGGUUCAGGAAUGUGGGGCCAUUUUUAGACUAUUUGUGCUGAUGUUGUGUCACAGGCCAGUUCACACACAAACACACAUACUGUCCUGCUCAGCACUGACCUUGUCACCGGUCGGUAACACUGCUGAGGUCAGGGGGAAACCAUGUUCCACUAUUUCAGACAAGCACUUACUGUAAGCAUGCUCAACUGGGCUGUUUUCACACUUCCACAGAUAACUUUGUUGCCCCCACUUCUUGUGUAUUUAAAAAAACAAACACAGGGUCAUUAAGCAAAUAUGCAGAGGCUUCUUUCUUACUCUAAUCUCCUCUUUUUCCCUGAAUCAUAAUCACACUUUCCUUGAAAUCGUCUCUGUCUCCUUUAGAAAACAACACAGUGAAAUUGCCUCACUCCUCAUAACCAAUCCCUAUUCAGGUCUUGCUGUGAUGCCAACCUUUAGAUUAUGAAGCAAAUGUUCCAGUGCAGCAGGAUGUAAGCAUUUUCUUUUUUUUUGCCAGUGCCACCUUCUGUCCAUUUCUGCACCCUCCUCUCUGCAUUCUUCUUUACAUGCUUUCUUAUCAUCUUUCGUCACGUCCCCCUGUUUUUUUUUUUCAUACCCGUUAAUUCAUCUGUUUCUCCUUUCCCUGGCCCCUCCUUUUACAGUCUCUCCUUGUUUACCUGCAGUGUGCAUGCGUCAGAGGGAUGUGGCUAGCAGAGUAGUAAUACUGAUGCUGUAGCACUGCAGGGAUGAGAGAUCUGUACUACUGCUGCAGUCUAACAGGCAGCCUCUUCCACCCUUAGGUCGUUGACCUCUAGCACUGCAGCAAACACUGUACAUAUCAAAUACUGAGCUGUAGAUGUAGCUUUGAACAGACACUAAGACAUAUACUGUAUACCAGUAUUAGACUGUUGACUGUUAUUUAUGAACCCUAGUCUACGACAUAAAGAGGCUGCUAUAUUUUAUUUCAGUGAGGGUGUGAGGAUAUAAGUCAUUUAAACUUUGUUAAACAUACAAUGUCUCUGAGUUGGAGCGGUUAGUGAGUACAGAUCUUCCCUUAAACUUAAACUUGACUCUAGCACUCUAUUUCUGUGUUUACAUCAGUGUUUACUUUGCAUUUGAAAUUGAGCUUUUUGCUGCAACUCUGACAAAUGAGUUGAGCGUUCAGAACUGUGCAUGUAUGUAUGUGUGUGCGCGCGCACCUGCACACAUAGUUUAAUGCCCAUAAUCCUCAAGUGUUGAGAUCAGGCUCCCAAUUUAGCCCUGAUCCCAUUAGGAUUAUUCACCAAAAUUAUCCAGGGUUAGUAAAGAUGGAUGUGAGGGGGGUUUAAGACAAAGAAAGAGUGGCAUGAAGAUUAACAUGUCAGCAAGAAAAGUAACACACCUAAAGUAAGAGUUGAUUAAGAAAUGAAUGCAUUAAACAUUGGCUAAACACUACUCUAAUUUUGUUGAACGACAUGAAGAGAUCUAAAAACUACUAAUAUUUGAUUUAACUGAACGGAUUAAAUUCAUUGAUGAUACUUUCAUGUUCUAUAAACAUGUUCAGUUCCUCAUCGUGAUAAAUUAGGCUGCAGAACUGUAUUAAGGGGGGAACUGUAGCUCAGCAACAGAGUAGGUCACCUCUCAUUAGUGCCUCUAUGGUCACUGUAUAAAUGUGGUGUGAAUGGGUGAUGUAACACCAAAUGAAAAAGCACUUUGAGGGAUUUAAAGAGAAAGUGCUACAUUAACAAAGUCCACUCACCGUUAGUUUCAGGACUUUGUGUUGGUUGAGGAAAAAUCAUUGCAAACUAAGCUGACAAUCCAAUAAUCUUAUUAGACAUUUCUCGAAUGCAAAAUUUGUUAGAUAUUUGCAGUGUUCACUUCCCGAGGUCUAAAUUUCUGUCAUUGUCAUCCUUAGUGGUAAAAAAUCAGUGUUUUGUUUUUGUUUUCUUCUUAAGUAUUUUUUUUUAAAUGGGAUUCCACCAAAUGUCUCCUAAAUUUUCUGGUUGAUAGUACGAUAAUUCUCAAGAUCAGUCUUAAUCUUGAGACCAGAACUGAAAGCAUUUUUACUUGGUCUUCUCUUGUCCUGCUGUGCAUGUGCAGUGUGAGGUCUUUGCUUGUAUUUCCCCUGGUUAGAAAUAGGACUCUUUAGGACACGUUUUGAGGACUUCAGCGAACCACCACUUCAUGUGUUAAUUUUUGCUGGUAAGCGUGGACCUGUGAAGAACAUUAUGUCUCUGCAUUUUUUUUUCAGAGAAGGCAUAUUAAAAAAUCUUUUUCAGUUUAACUGCUCCAGGUAAAUCAGCCAUGUAAUUUUAUGAAUGAAACAGCUGCUCUUCGGUCACUGACCAUUAUGCUUCUUCAGAAAUCAAUACAGGUAUCAUUUGCAUAAGACACACACAAGACCUCAAACCUUAUCAAACGUACUCAUCUAAUGUCUGGUCAAAAAUAUCUUUUUACACCUCAAGUCCAGAUGAACAUCCUUAUCUUAUAAAAAUGUAAAAAAUAAUCGCCUGAAAUUAGUUGAAAUAGCUGCCAGUGCAUCUAUCAAAACUCAAAAUCUCGCUUGUAGCUGUCACGUCUGUGUAAAGGAAGACUUCAAUAAAAGGAGGACUUGUUUAUUUUGGUCAGUCUUGUGAUAAUUGUCUAUGAAUAUAUUUGGUCGUGACUUAGACACUCAGAUCACAGAUUCGCAGGGAUAAAGACUGUAGAAAUCUAAAAGAAACAAAAGUAAAGACAGAACAGAUAUAAAGAGCUUAAAAAAACUUAAACUGGCAGGCAAACAACUAAUACGCAAUCAACAUAACUUUAAAGCUAAAAGUGUGAUCUCUCUGGUCACACAUGGCAUCUGUUCAUCAGGCUGUAUUGCCAGUUUGUGUGCAGGAUGAAAGCAGGUAGGACUAAACUGGGUGUAACUGGGUCAGGGUUUCCUUUAACAAGACUUCAGUGACUAUUCUUGUCCUGCCUGAAUCACCUGCAUUGCUGUUUACCCAGCGCUAGUCUGUGCUUAAGCUGCAGAAAUACUGUCAUGCACAGUCAUGCGCACUUUGUAUCAACACAUCUUUUAGCAUCCACAGAGUGAAGAAGUAAAUGGUCGGUCGGCUUGGGGAAAGUGCAGUCGUGCCUUGAGGCUUGUGGCUUUUCAAUGAAACAUUUUAUGAAAGGAUGUUGCUGCAGUUUUACGGUGAACAAAAGACCUGUUUGGUUUUUGCAUCGAAUCCCUCUGGUCGUCCCACACUGCUUUCUGCUUCCCUCCUCAACACCCUCCCUUUUUUUUCUCCUCCCUUUCUUUUUCUACGCUUUACCCUUGCAUCCUUCCUCAUCUCAUCACCAUCCUCUUCUGCUCCACCACUCUGCUUCCUCCCUCCUCCUCCAUCUCCCUCGUCCUCCACCCUCUCUCCUCUUCUGUCCAGUGGCUGUUCAAUGAUGCAGUGAUUCAUAGCUGCAGUAGGCGCUGCCUGAUGGUCAUGUGACCAAAGCCUGCCUGACAACAUGGGGAACAACACAGUCUGGCUGGUUUGUGUGUAUCAGUGUGUGUGUGUGUGUGCAUUCUGCCACAUGCUCACACUCUCUUAUUAAGAAAACACACACACACUCACACACACACAGGCAGAAAAGCUCUCAUCUCCCUCAGAUUCUAACAGCACCACAGUAGUGAUGCAUUUACGGACGUCCACACCCUUCAGAACGUCUCUGCUGCCUUUUAUUAUUUUACUGAUAUUACCUUCCAUUACACCAGACAACCCUCUCAGCAGUAUCUGCAUCAUAAAUACAGACAGAGCUGCAUAGUCAAACACUCCCCUGAUACAUUAUUCAUAACUUGACUCUCAUCAGCUCGUCGUAGCUAACUCCUGAAUCACCUGUAGUUCAUUCUGCUGACGGUGCAGUCUCUGGCAUUGAUGAAACCAGCAUUUAUUGUCAUAACCCCCUGUGAUGUGGGAUGAAAUGAGUUCACUUUGGAUUGUUUGUGAAGCAGAGUGUUUGGGGAUGCUGUUUCAGAGUCGUUUUUAUUCAUUCCAAAAGGGAACACCUCUUUUUUUUUCAAUGAUUAGUUAUUUUAUAAAAAGCAUAAUUUUUAUUAAAAAAUAAAGUGACCUGUGAGCCGAGGAUUCAUUAAAUACAACAAACCCUCUCUUAAACUGUCUGGUAUGCUAUUUACAUUUUUAUUAAAUCAACUUGCUUUUUGUCUGUGUUGCUCCAGGAUGCUUCACAUACUUCUCAUAGCAGAAUUGUGAGUUAAACUCUCUCCCUCUUCCUUGUUGUUUACUCUUUGUGCAGGUGGAGCUGGGCAGGAAGCAGGAAGUGGUGGUUUAUGACCAGAGCUCCAAAGAGGCAGGGCAUCUGUCCAAAGACGGCUUCAUGCACAUUCUCAUGGGAAAGUUGGAGGGCACCUUCCACAAAGUGUCCCUGCUCACCGGUACGUGUGGGUGUCUGUGUGGGUGAUGUCUUUUGUUUUAUACACGCAAAAAUGAAGCUCUCCCUGAUCCUAAAAAAGGAAACCCAAACCAUAAUUUUUAUUGUUAUAUGUCUUUUCUCUUAUCCACAUUUCCUUUUAUGUUAGGCAAAUGAACCUCACCUCAUGCUCCUAACCUGUAAUAGUUUGUAGUUGCACCCUUUCAUCAGCAGAUGUCACCAGUGAGCACAACAACUCUUUUGUUACAUUGGACGAGUUGUUCCUCAUUUUUUUUAAACCGGUAGUUCUCAGACCUUUGCAGGUUUGUGCAGAUAGAAAAGAGAGGAGUAAGUCUAAACCCAUGCUGCCUGACUACAAAGCCCCUCUCUCUGAUGACUCUUUGAUGUUUAAGCCCCUCUCGCUCUCCCACCCAGCAUCUCUGAAUAAAGCUGAAGCUUAACUUCAAUCUCUUGGCCUUAUUUACCACAGUUAUUAUCCUGUCAUAGUGUCCACUAAGCACACUAAGACUUAUAAUUGAGCUCCAGCAAGACUGUUAAUAGCCUCGUUGAGUUAAUAACCUCUCGUUUGCGGUGGCUGCAGCUUUUUAACAGGCGACAUUAUGCGCACAUCCACCCGCAGAGGCUUAUGAAUUCGUCCCAAAUGUGUCAGCACAGAAAGAGGAACGUAAUCUGCCUCAGUCAGGAUUGGGAGUGGGACGGCAGAGGAACACAGUUAAACCUCCACUCCCUUCUCAACAUCUUCUCCUUAUCCCCGGUCUUUUUCCUCUCAGCUCUUUCCCUCUCUGCCCUCAAUGGAGAAAACUGCUUUUUUUUUUUUUUUUUUUUUUCAUGAGUCAUUCAUAGUUGCUGAGGAUUGCCUCAAAGCACCCAGUCCCCACAAUUAGUCACAGUUGCAGAGAUGUACGGAGAACAUGCUUAGCCCGGGAACACCCACAUAUACUAUGUGCACACACACGCCGAUGUUUGAUUUCACACACACACAAAGCUUGGAUUUUCCUCCUCAGCUUUUCCGAUCAUACAUCAUACCCUUUCUCAAAGACCCUCUGUCAGCAGCUCCCUCCUCUACCUCUUUAUCAGUCUCCUCCUCAGCUCUCUCUCUCUUUAUGAAUUUCUACAAGAGAGGGAAAAAAAGAGAAAAGUCUCACUUCUACCAUUUCUGUCCCCACUGCUUCUCUGCUGUUUCCACGACAACAGAGGCAGAGAAUAUUACCCAGAAGGAUUCAGCCAAUGGCAUUGGUUGUUGUUUGUAUGGCUGUAUUUUUGGGGUCAGUGGAGCUAGCAGCCUGUGUCUGUGCAUACUUGAUGUUUAUGUGUGUAUACAUGCAGAGGGAUGCUGCAUAUAAACAUGGGUACAUGCUGGUAUUUUAACAUGAGGACGAGUGCUGCAGGAUCAGCGUGUGUAUGUGUGUGAGUGUGAGUGUGAGUGUGAGUGUGCGUGUGAGUGUGCACCAGAGGAAGCUGCAGGGUUUCAUAAGAGAGAUGGAAUAACAGACGAGGAUAGGGAAACACCGCUUGAAAAAUCAUUCACUGAAGUGACCAAAUGCGUUUUUUGUUUUUUGUACCGUCUGUGUUUCUAACUAGGCAAAGUCUCUCUGUAGUGCCUCCUGUCGUACAAAACAGGAGUGUGUUUGUGUGUUUAUUUGUGGGUUAACAAGCAAACAAAGGACAAUACCAGUCUGGAUGCUGUAGAGAUACAAGCACGCUUUGAGUUCAAAGGUUGGGGGUCAAGCUGUUGGACUCCUCACACAUCAGACACCUGAAGCACAUAAGAAUGACCCUUUGGAGCCGUUUUAACCUCUGAAACAGAAAGCUGAGAAGGUCUUGACUCCCAUCCUUUCAAACUUAAGAUCUGCUGCUUUUCUUUUUCUUCUAACGCAGUAAGGACACAAUGUAUACAUGGAUUUAGGAGUUUUUUACGAGCCGAACAAAACAAGUAGUUGGAUGUCGUCAUCAGUGGCUCCUUCCUCUUGUUAUUUUCUGCGCUCGUCUUUUCUUCCCUCUCACAUUCUUGCAAAUGAAAGGUGUAAUCCUCCUCUCCCUCCUCUGCUCCUCUUUGUCUCUCUUUAUUUAUGCUCUCCCUCUUCACUCUGUGCUCUCCCUCUUCCCCUCCUCUACUGCCCGUCCACUGAACUCCUGAUAUAUCAUGCCUAUAAAUUCAGCGAUGACUUCAUAUCUGACCGGUGAAUUAUUUUCAGCCUCACGUGCAGUAUGCAGACCACACACACAAACGCACACACUGAACACAGUGUUACACCGUUGCAAAUCAAAUGAAGGGGGUAAUGUGGGCGGGAGGGUUCAGAUAAGAGAGAUGAAAUGAAGAAGAAGAAGAAGAAGAACCCAUAAAAGGGAUAGACAGGGUGAAUAAAAGUCUAAUUACUGAGCCUGAUGUCUGGGGGAAAGAGGAUUUUCUGCCUUAACUGUUACUUGUGCAGACGGUUGCCAAGCGAAGAUUAGGGCACAGUCUUGUUGAGGGAGGCACACAUAUUUAAAGUGGGAUUAUAUUUUUCAUAUUUCAAAGCGAAAUAUUAAAGCUUUCCUUGGGAGAAUUUGAUUUGGGGAAAGAUUUGGCAGAUAGGCUGCAUGCUGGAAUGAACGGCAUAUUACACAAGCCGGAUUUGGGUUUAUUGAUCCAAAAAGGAAAACAAAUGUUGACUCUUCUUGUGUUUCUCUUGUUUACUAAAUAAUCAAUGGCUUGGGGUCAAAGGGCACACUGGUCAAAGAGAGGGAGUAAACGGAGAGAAAAGGGCCACAGGAGGAAAUGAGAGAGGGAAGAGCAGGGCACGUGCCGGGCAGCUCUUAAUACUCUGCACAGGGGAGACACCUAGGGUAACGAGAACCUGACCUCUGAGGACUAUUUAACCGUAACUUCCAAACAAUUAUGUUACUGUUAGGAAAGGCUGCGCCAAUGGAUCAGCUUCAUGAAAAUGGGCUUAAGUUUGCAAGAUUUAACACUGUUUUCAAGAUUUUCAUUUAGACUGAAUAAUUGUUGUUACUCCCUGCAUGUAUGCUGCGUUCCAGUUGUACUCAGAAGUCGGGAUUUCCAAGCUCCAAGUCAGAAAUUCAUCUGGAACUCCCCCCUGAAGAUGGAUUUCCGACUCAUAAAGUCAGAUGACUUGACGACAACGUCAUAAUCCAAGAUGGCAGCACAGUGCAUUAACAGUAAAGAGUAACAGUAAAAGCUCUCGUAAUGUAUCAUUUAUGAGCACUUCUGUUUUUGUGAAAUUAAAUAAGUGGUUUAUGUUCUACCGCCCAACGUCUAACUGUGAACAUGGUGCAUGGUGUUUGUAGAGUAAAAAACUUUAUUUUGCAUUGUUUACAACAGGUAUAGCUAACACCUACAAACAACAGCUAACAAAAGCUAACAACAACUGACAACGGCUAACAACAGCUGACAAUUGUGAACAACAGCUAACAACGGCUAUCAGUAGGCGUCCAUCUUGGUUUUCCGACUUGUUAACACCGUCAACGCGGGUGUGACAUCAUUCCCAGCUCCGACAUCAGACUUCCGAGGUAACUGGAACGCAGCGUAAAUACAUGACAGCACACAGUAGGAAACAGGGACUGUUUUAGCAUCAGAGGUUAGCCUGCAGACUCCCACGCUGUCAACCUGCCAGCUCAAUGCAAAAACACACAGGACGAGACAUGGUGAUGACACACUGAUGAGAGGUAUUAGCGGAUGAAAAGGUGCCCCUCUCUUAUUUUCUUUUUGCUCGCUCUCUCUUUCUUUCUCUCUAAAAACACACAUACACACACACACACACGCACACAGGAGCUGCUGUAUAGCUGGAGGCUUUGAUGAGAUCAGGUUAGGGUGUGACACACAGACAGAGGUACAAAGGUCAACUCAGUUAUGUGUCAUUCUUCUGUGCAGUUAUACAAUGGGGCGGCGGCUCCUGUGUGUGUGUGUGUGUGUGUGUGUGUGCGUGUGUGCGUGUGUGUGUGCGUGCGUGUGUGCGUGUGCGUGCGUGUUUGUGCGAUCAUCAGAGAGCAGCUCUAAAAGUGAGGUAAUCGUGGGAGGCCUGAUCCUACAAUGCAGCCGUUCACAGAGGCAUUCCAAUGAGCUACAUAAGGAGGGCUGUUUGUGUCAGUGUGUGUGUACGUGUGUUUGUGCAAGUGUGCACAUCCACAUGAAUAUGUGCAUAUGAAGUAGUGCGUGCACGAGCAUGAGGCAAUGUCCUAGCGUGCACGUGUGAGAAAAAGAAAAAGACAAAACAGAAGGAGGGGAGAGCUUUUGAGGAGAUGAGGUAAUACUUCUCAUUUCAUCCCGAGUGAGUGUGGGUCUUCAUGAAGGUCCAGUGUGUACGUUUGAGUGUGUGUGUGUGUGCAUUGAUGUGUGUGCCAGUCAGAGUGUGUGUGCGUGUGUGUGGUCAUGAUCUCAUUCAAUGAGACAGGCCUUCAUGCUGACCUGUGCUGAAUUCAUCAGUCUCCACGAGCUGAAAGUCCUUCUUUAUGGUUUCUUCUCCUCCUUCUUGAGCCCAGCAGGAAUUCUCCACAUCCUCUGUGCCAGCCACCAGAGUCUCUGCCAGCACAAACACACACACAUGUAAGCACACCUGCCUGAAGACACAAGAUGACACCUCAAGCACCGACCACUAAUUUUGUGUGAUGACGAACAAAAUGAUUGCAUCAUUAUGGCUCUGCUCUUUUUCAUGGAACAUAAAAUGUGUUCACUUCUGAGGGUGCUGUCAACAGCAUCAUCUCAAGACUCUUCUGGAGCUACAGUAUGAAGUCAACAUCUAUAUCACACCUGGUGCCUCCAGGUGUGUUGUGAUUGGCUGCAGCGCAGGUCAAAGAGGUCGCUCAUUCCUUACGUGCCUGAGGUCUGUGCUCCCCCCUUCCUCUGUCCCACAUCUUUCCUCUCUCCACCUCCCCCAUCACCCCCCUCUCUUAACCUCCUAACCUGCCUUCUCUGCACCUUCUUGCCCCUUUCUCCCCCUCCUCUCCAUUACGCCGUGGGGAGCUCUAACAGAUCAAUGAUUUCAUUGAGAAGGAGCCAGCGGUGCCAUUAGGAGGUGAGCUCACCUUCCCCGGGGAGAUCUGACACAUUAUUCUCAAUGACCUCGCCUUCCUCUCCAUCCCUCCUUCCAUCUCUCCCUCAAUCCUUUUACCUUCCCUCUGUCAAUCUUCUCUCCUUUACCCUCCUCCUAACCUCCCUCUCUUCUGUUCACAGUGCUGAGAACAGAGCUCUAUUUUUAGGCCCAGACUCCUGCGGUCGUCACAUCUGGCGCCAGUGGCCUCGAUGCUCUCACCCUGGCCUGUAGAUACACAAACACACGGGGGCAUAUACACACACACACACACACAUAUAUGUCAGCCCCACCCCAGCCUGCCCCAAGAGAGCACAAAGGUCAAAGAAAAUGGCCUACAAAAAUAUCCAUGACAUCACCUCUUGUGCUUUGAGAAGGUGCUGCAGACUCAGGAGCUGCACAUGUGUGACAUAAUGCUCUCUGUUUUCUGCUAACAGUCACUUUGCAGGUAUGUUGUAAUGGGCUUCUUUUUAAAGCUCACACCUUAAAGAGGUCUUGUGCAAAGUGCUUCACUCUAACACAUCCCUGUAAGCGAGCAAACGCAUGCACAUAUGGUCAGACUCUCACACACACAUAAUAUGGUAACCGGGCCCAGAAGAGGCCUGUGCAGAGUUGAGUUUUAUGUAACAAUGUUCUGUUUCUGCCAGUGUUCUCACCCCCUCCCUCCCUCCCUCCCUCCCUCGUCCGUCUCAUUGGCCUCACAUGAUGAGCUUGAUGUCAUUUUCCCCUUCUUUCCCUCAAAACAGGAGAACAAAAACAGGCCAGUGUGUGUGUGUGUGUGUGUGUGUGUGUGUGUGUGUGUGUGUGUGUGUGUGUGUGUGUGUGUGUGUGUGUGUGUGUGUUUAUGUGAGCCCUGGCCAAAUGUUUCCACCAUGACGUGAUCUGACUGCUCUGCUAGCCUCCUGCUCCUCUUCCCCUUUCUCCUUCAUCACUCAGAGUCCCUUGCUGGAAGGGAAGGGGCACACACACACAUACAUACAAACACACACAUACAUACGAACACACACACACAUGUAACACAGUCAUGUAUGUAAUCUUGCAUGCAAGGAAAGCAGGAGUCAUGUUAACCUAAAGGAGAUGUGCAUAUACUCCAAAAGUUUGAAUAAAGCUAUGAAAUGGUGAUGCUUGUAUAAUCCCACAUUGGUGAUCUUUAAACUUAGAUGUACCUUAAAGCAAAGUCAAAUAUUUUGAUGAAUUUCUAGCUAUAGCAGGAUCAAAAAGGAACUAUUAUUUACAUUUUGACAAGGUAGUAUUUCACGGUUACUUAAUGAUCUCUCUAAGGGGAGAACAGCAAGUCUUAGUUAUGUUGCAUAAGGUUGCAACUUGAUCAUUUUGCAUAGCAUGUUUCCAUUUAUGAAGGUAGCCCACAUUCAGAUAAAAGUCUAAUCUCAUGAAGUAAGUAUGAUCUGGUAAGUCAUGCAAACAUUGACAUGCAAUGUGUUUACGCUUUUAUAAAGAAAAUGAACAUACAGUACACCAAUGCAGUCUUUGGUGAAUUUAACAUAAUGUAAUUUUCCUGCUUUAUUGUAAGUAGAGAUCUUGUGGGACAGUGUUUGUACCACAGUGCCCUAAAUACUUAUACCAUAGUUGUUUAGGCUGCUUUGUGUAUACAGUAUCCAUUCACAGUGCAUACCUCUUGGCUCCUGUUGCAUUUCAUUUCUAUCCAGAGGCCUUUUGAACAUCCCAGCCCGUCCCUGUCAUACAUUUAUCCAGCAUGGAAUAAAAAUAGUUUGUUUAAACUGUUACCUAGGCAGUGUCAACACAUCAGGUCAACAGGAGCUGAAGCUGAACAGUACGCUGGUUUUCUCCGUGCUACGCCCCCAUCAGCACCUCAUAACUCCAACCUCACCGUGAAAUAGGGCCAAUUCGCCAAAGUUUGGUUGCUGCGCCAUCAGUUUACUGCCAGACUUUUUUUAUCCUGAUGGCUGACACACAUGUGGAAUGGAAAUUUCCAAAGACACAAGAAAAGGGAAAGGAGUGGCUAGAAAUGAUGCUAGUUUAUCCGACCCCCAGCUGGCCUGCAUCCACCAGAUUCCAUUCAUGCUCGGACUGCCCACUGCCGUUCUUGUCGUAACGUCAUUCCCUGGAACAAUGGUGGAUUCCUGUUUAUCACCGUUUGCUUUGAUGCACUUUAUCUCUGGUAUGCUGAAGCACUGCUUCCUUAUUUACCCAAUUGCUUGCCAUGUUUUUUUUUUUUUACAUUCCUUAAAAAACAGAUUUAGAUCACACCUCCACGAUUUGGACAGGAUUCCAUUUCUUGGCUAUUCAAAGUGUGUUAGUAUGAGGAACUAUUUUAAUACGCAGUUUGCUGAUUAUCUCCAAAAAAAGAUUUUCCUUUCCCGGCUCAUUGGAACAUGAACGGACUGGUUGUUUGUAGCAGAGUCGAGAGUUUAACUUCUCAGUGGUUUGACACUUUUCCUGGUAUGUACACAGACGUGUACCAGAGGGCUUAUUACUGUAAAUACGUGCUGACCACACACAAACUUUUGCACCAAACCUCUGGAGCUGCUGCUGCUGCCUCCUGAUCUCCUGCGGGAGAUUUUUCCAUUGCCAUGGCAACAGGCUAAUUUUGGGGUUGCAGACAGGCCCAAGAUUGAGGAAUGCAGCAGUUUGUGACCAUUCCGAGUCCUGCUGAUAACUCCCCCCGCUCUUACGCAUACACAAACACAAACACACCAAACAAACACAGAUGAAGGCGGUCUACUGAGAGGCCACUUCCUUUUCUGUUGUGCAACUAUUUCCUGUUUCUGAUAAAGUGACAUCAGGGCUCCCCAGGGUGAAAGAGGGAGACGCCUUGAGAACUCAGCAUGUAAAUACAUAUAUAUAUAUAUUCAAGUAUUAGUCUUUAGUGUGCAAAAUGAAACUAAAUCAUUAGCCUCACACACACUUCAGAGGCAUCAUUAAGGCGUUGGCAGGGUGCGAGUUGAGACAGCUUGCCCAGUUCCUCUCUUGGCAUUGCGUCAUGCUUUCUCUAUUGUUCUUCUGGAGCUGAUGGAGUGAUGUCACUGCAGCGUUGUGGAUAUGACACAUUCACACACACACACACACACACUUCCACACUGUCUCCGGGGCCUGUAAUGGCAGGAAAACCAACCCUUAACCCGGGUGUUGCGAUAGCCGCUGUUGUCACCACGUCCUGUACGCCCAAAUACAGUCUCCGGGGUGUAACGCCUUAGUUCAGCUGCAUGUCUGUGUGUGUGUGUGCGUGUGUGAGGGCCCGCUGAGUGGUUUAUUGUUCUGUAAUGUGCUCAUUUAUUAUAUUGUAUUACAUCUACAGCUUCUUUUUCUAAAACAUGUAAAAGAAAUUGUUGUAUUGUUUGAUUUCUCUGGAACAUCUGAAGAGUUUUCUACCCCGAUUCAGGAAAAAAUGGAUUGGACUGUAACUUUUUCCCUUCAUGCACAGUUUUUCAUACGCCAUGCCUUUCAUUGUGCCAUGAGUCAUGCACACAUGUGCUGAUGAGAUAAUCCCAGUUUUAUGUAAAAGAAUUUUUGUGGAAACUGGUCAUAGACAGAUGACCUGUUUCCCUCUGAGACUAUCUUAGCUUGUGGUGAGACAGGUAGACAUGAUGCUUUUUAACACAAAGAAGUCAUGUGUGUGUGAAACAGAUGGCACGGUCUCCAGCCCUGGUGUCAGGACAGUGAGUUCGUCGGCCUGCCUGCUGCGCUGAUAGAAGCUCAUUAACACUGGACUGAUCUAAAACCUGCCUGUCUAUCUGCAUGUCGCUGUCGCAGUACCAGCUAAUUAAAAACAAACGGAUCUGCUGCCAGCUUCUCUCUGUCUGAGCAGCAGUUAUUACACUGCCACCUUGUGCGUGUGCGUGCGUGUGUGUGUGUGUGUGUGUGUGUGUGUGUGUGUGUGUGUGUGUGUGUGUGUGUGUGUGUGUGUGUGUGUGUGUGUGUGUUUAUGUAAGCGUGCUCCACAUUACAGAAACAGACAGAAGAGUGCUGUUACAUCUGUGUGUGUGAUUACCUUCAAGGCCUGCAGGAAACCCUGUGCAUACCUGCUCAGCGCAUUAGCAUUUAGAAUGAAAUAUCCAUCUGUAGUGCUCAAGUGAACCUGUUUAGACAAACUCACCUCCUGGGAAAUCAGACACGAGCAAUGCACACACACACACACACACAAUCCUCAAUCUUUUCAUUCCUUAAACCUGACGUGUACAUGUUUAGUCCUUAUUGAUGAACAUUCAUUGACACUCACACGUGAACGCACAGUCCUUCUAUAUGCAUGCAGAGAGACUGUAAGCACUGUAAGCCUUAAUUCCAUAUUGAGGUUUCACAGUGCUCCUCUUUCUACACACACAAAUGCACAUAGACACAACUCUCAAACGCACACGUCAAUGAGCAUCUCCUACUGGGAUUUUUAAGUAGUUCAUCUGGUUUAUGAGAGCCCGUCUGGUUCUAAAAGCCCCCCUUGAUGUGUUUGAUACCUUACCCUUUUCUUGUGUGUGUGGGUUGUGUAUAUACGUGUGUGUGUGUGUGUUAACUAAUUUCUAGCUAGAACGAGGGAUUUACUGGUGCAGUAGCCUGGAGUAGUGAGCUCCUCCAGGGGGUUGAGUUGUUUGGAGGGCAGGGGGUCUGCAGCAAGGCUGAUACAAGCACUCCCCCACCACCACCACCACCCACCCCCACUCUGUGUGCACAGAUCGAGAUGUUCUGCUUCAUGCAAGAGAACACAACAGAGAUGUGCUCUUUACAUGCCUGCUCUUUACAUCUACAUCUUUUCUCUUAUUCUGGCAACAUAUUCACCCCCUUCAGGCUUUAUCGCUGACAUUAUCAUUGUCCUCAAAACAGUGAUGUCAUUGAAUUUUCUGACAUUUGAAAAGUAGACAAUACUUACCUAAUAUAUAUAUAUAUACAGUAUAUACACAAGACUUUUGAUUCCUGACUGAAUGAUGAAUUCAUCAUUAGUUUAUGGCUGCUGUCUUAAGAAUUACAUAUUUAGGUCAAGUUUGAAAAGCAGUAGAGGUUGGAUUUCGCAACUCUGACACUUCCACACACAUGCACACACCAUGACCCACUGCACCACUAAUGUCUCAUUGCAGUAUAAACACAUCAUUUGAGCUAGCAUCCCCCUAUGGAUACAAACAUCCCCCACCCCUCUCAAUUAUUUUCAGCAUCUCCAGCCACCUUACCACCCCCUGCCCAACACACAUGCACACGCGCGCACACACACACACACACACACACACACACACACACACACACACACACACACCUUAUCUUCCCAACUACCUCCCCCACCCUCAGUUACUCCAUCCAUCCACCCCUCUCUCCUCCCUUGGUGACUACCUCAACCCCAAGGCAUGGCAGCUGUGUUCUCCUGUAGGCAUUACAUCACUGCAAGAGCAGUCUUGUUACUGAUCCCCUGACAACCAGCACUAUCAACACACACACACACACACACACACACACACACACACACACACACACACACACACACUUGUGCACAAGCACAUAUGCUUGUGUUUACACAUAUCUGAGCCAAUAACUGUCCACCCUGUCCCUCACCCGUGCAGCAAUGUCCUCUCUGUCUUCCUCUCACCUUGAUCUGUUCUUCCUCCACACUCUUGGUAGAACACAUUCAGCACACACACACACACACACACACACACACACACACACACACACACACACACACACACACACAUUAAGAGAUGAACUCAGACAUACAUUAACUCACAGUCUUUCUUCAUCACCCUCACCUGCCCUAUCCGGAAAAUGACGUCUCUUUUUCCCAUGAUAUCCUGACAGAUGAUCUGUGGUGUAGGAUGACACUCCUGUCAGUGCCUGUCUCACCGGCAAGGGAAGCAGGACAGGUGCAGACAAAACAUAUUCAAUGAAGAAUAUUUGAUCCAGAUCAUGAUGUAACUCGUUGACUGAAUCAUAUCAAGUCGAUUUCAACAAACAUUGAAAGGGUGUUUCUGUUUUUAGAAAUAUGCUUUCAUAGAUGUGCAUAGGUCAAUAUCUUGAGUCAUAACCAAAGUAAAAAUAGUUUGCACACAGUGUGCAGCAUUAUGACACAAGAUAACUUGCAUUGAUAUGAAUUAAUUAAAGAAAAUAAAUGUUUCUUAAAAAGGAAGUAAAUCCAAGAAUCUAAAAGUCUGUAAGUCAAUCAUGUUAUUUAUUCAAAGUAAGACAGAAAAUAUGUGAAAAGAAAAUCUGGAACUUUCUGGAAGAGUCACUUGAAUUCCUUUUACAGGACAAAAAAAUCUAUGAUAGAAAAUGAAAUUAUGUUAUUUAUGUUCAGAAUUUGAUUUUAAAGAACAUUUUCAGUGCAGCAGGUAAGAAAAUUUGAGGUUUUGUGUAAAAGUGUCAAGAGUGAAGACAUCCAGAUUACACCUCUCUGUUUAUGUCUAAAGUGCACGCUGUGUUCACAUAAAACUCGAUUAACCAGGGAGGAGGUCUCUCAUGUCUUCAUCUUACAUGUUAGGAUGUUUGAACUAUUCUCAUUACACCUUGUUGUUUCCAGUGCAGCAUGUUGAUCGAGUCUCUAAGCCCCUUUGGCCUUUAAACACCUCUCUGUGUCGGUCUUGUGCUCCUCUCUCAUACACUCAUCUCCUCUUCUUACUGUCUGUUUUGGCUGCUCCCUACGUGUGUGUAUGUGAAUGUACACUGAGUGUUGUCUGGGCAACAAGCCCUCCACCAUAAAAGCAUGCCUUUAAAUCUAAGAGAUGUCAGAGGAGGGGUGCGGGUGGGGGGUGCCCAGAGUGACCGUCCUACCUAUUUCUGUCCCUGCAGAGCACACAUGUGCCGUCAAUAAAAUCGGCCUGACUGUCACUUAUAGUGUCUUGGCUGUGAUCCUCUAAUUAACGCACCUGCUAUUCUGAGCCUUGUUACCCUGCCGAGGAGGAGGAGGAGGAGGAGGAGAGGAGUAGGGGGUUUACAGAGAGAGAGGGUGUGGGCUGUGUUUGCUGACCGUUAGAACACGAGCGGAUACUUGUUGUGUUGUUGCUGGCUCUAACCACUGUUGGUCUGCAGGUGCUGGGAAGUCCUGUGUUUUAAAAGAAGGGUUUUUUUUAUGGCUUCAAGCCACACCAACGGAGAAAAAAGCAAACAGAGGUGUGGAUCAGAGGUUUGUUUGAGUUGUAGUGACCCAAUUCCACCACUGUGGUGUGCCACACCUGUCCAAAGCAGCUGCAGGUGAGGGGGGGUGUAAGUGUGUGCACACACAGGUCUAAGUGCGUGUGUGCUUGUUCUUCACUUGAUCAUCCCUCUAAAGCUGGUGUCUGUCUGCAUUUUUGUCAACAAUCAUCAUCACCAAGUGACCCAUUUCCUCUCCCUCACUCCCCCUGACCCGUGAUUGAACAGAGGGUGACGUAAGGCUGUUCUCACCCGUGUGCGAUCAUUCAGGGGGUCUGCAGUGAUGAGAUGAGCUCAGUCAUUCAGCAUGCAGCUGGCCCCUUCACUACACAUCUUGUAUAAGCGUAUUUGCCUUUUUUUUUAUGAAACUGGGUGAUGACUUAAUGCAUUAGAGGCCCAUCUGACCCGCUUUGAAUGUGAUCAGCGUACCAUGAUGUCUCAACCUGAGAAUGAACAGACAGUCAGACAGGACAGGACAGUUCAGCGGCCUCACUGACAGCAGGUGGAAAUCGGUCCUGUCUUUCCCUAACAAAGGAGAACAGCAGCUACACUGAACAAUCAUGUCGUGUUAAAGAGCCAAAGUUUGUGUUUCGAGGUUCAAGAAAGCAGCUGUACUUUCUCACUGAUUAGCAAACUUUGAUCCAACCUUCAGUCUCUCCCUGUGGUUAUAUCAAGUCUUGCUCAGCUUUGUUUCCAUAGCUGGACUUGUGGCCUACAUGUUUGUCAUUCCAUAGUAAAGUACCAGGAGUCUGCGGCCUGUCAAAAGGAUGAUGGCUGCCGACCACAAGCUUAUUUGGUCUUCUCAUCACCCCUUGUCUCCUCUUCCUAUUUUUUCUGCUUUAGUUUUUCUCUCUCUGCUCCUCUUUUCUACCAUUUUUUCCUUCGAACAAGAGAGAAGAGUGUUCAGACGGAGGUGGGGUUCACAUUUAGCAGCACAGGAAACACAGUGAAGUCAGUCACACAUUCCCUCACUGUAGGAGAUAAAUCAGCUUUCAUCACGGUGACACGCUCUUAAUCCUCCCUGCGCUGUGCAGCUACAGUACACUUAAGGCUAUCAACCUCAUGAAGUUAAUCAGCUUCUUGGUUAUUUAGCUGCUUUCUGAUAUCAUGUUGGGCUUCCCUUAAAGUGAAGGACUUGAGUUAUUGAAGACGGCAUUUGGUAUGAAAUUUAGAUUGAGUUUGGAGAUAAAGCAAUGACAUCUCAUGGACUUGGAAGAUUUGAACGUGUCAAGCUAACCCUCAGCAAAAAUCCACGCAUCAUCUCUCGUAUUAGGAAACCCAACGUCAUGCAUGACAACAAUGGCCUCUUUUACAAGCCAAACAUUUCCCUGUAAUAAGUAACAGAGAAUCCAUUCAGUCUUGCAGCGGCGUGUGUAUGUUUCUGCUAACCACCCUGAUAGCUGUGUCUUCGCCUCCAUCCUUCUCCGAUAGAGGCCUGCUGCUGUACAGCUAGGCCCCUGAGGUGGCCGCAUAUUUGCUGGGUGAGUAAGGAAUGUGGUUACAUGCCUCAGACAUUAGCUAUGACGGAGCUCUGGCUCCACAAGAGAGGGCGGGAGCAAGGGAGGUAGUGGAGGAGGGAGGGAGGGAGGGAAGGAGGGAGAGGGAGGGUAGAGUCUGAGCUCACGGCAAGUGAGCUCAUUCACCCCCAGAGCUGGAGAAGAGAGUGUAGCUCCGUCAUCCUCUUUUGCAGAGCGAGAGACAGAGAGAAAAAGGAGAGGGGAGGAGGGAGCGAGAGGGAGGAGUGUAAACCAGCGACUGAGCGAAUGAGAGACGGGGAGAGCAGAGCGGCACAACAAUAGUGGGCUGCUCUUCUAGCUGUGGACUCACAGAGACAGAGAGAGCGGUCAGAGAGAGACACUGGACCAGCUGCAGGCAGACUACAGCUGGACCACCCGAAUCAGUUAGAUCUGGGCUCUCUCUGUCAGAGACAACUCUCUACAGAACCACAGAGUCUUUAAAGGAACAGGUCAGGAUUUUCUGUCAUUGCAUUGGAUUAAAGCCUACUGCCCACAUCCUGGACUAGCUUUCUUUGGUACUAGGUCUGGUCCCUGAGGAACAUCACCUGGACACAGGAACAGCUGACCUGACUUGAGUGGACUUGUGCAGCAGCAGAAAUUUUGGUCCACUUGGAAUACUUACAAUCAGUGUGCCUUUAUCAGCCCUGAAAGAAGAAGAACACAUUUUUUGUGGUCAGGGCUCGCUCCAUCCCUGAAGAAGGAGCAUCUGAACAUUUUCAUCUGUGACUGACUGACUGACUGAGUGUGUGAGUGAGCCAGAGAGGGUUCUGGGGGAUGCCUCUGGAUGUGGUGAUCGCCCCAGUGGAGGACUGUUUCUGGCCGGACCUGCAGGACACAGACAUGAGGCUGAAGAUCAGAGUCCGCCGGAUGAAGGAGGGGAGAGAGCUGCGAGGUGUGUAUCCACCUGGAUUGGGAGCAGGAGAGUUGGUUGUGUGUGUGUAUGUGUGUGUGCAAGUUAUUGAAGGUUUUGAAACACUCCUUUCUGGAGUGCACCAUAUUGAGAAUGUAGGCCUUUGUGUGCCGAUGUGACACUGUUGUGAAGAACUUGGAGUAUGAUCUAUUCUGAUGUAUAGCUGCUGAGUAUUUGGCGUUGAAAUGCAUCACUCUUAUCCACACUUUAAAAUGAUGUUCGUUUAUGCACUGCAGAUGAUUAUCAAAGCAUAGUUGGCUCUCAGGUGUUGAAGGAUUCCAGUCCAGGCAUGCUGCAAAUGAACGGUGGAUGUGAAUCGAAUGUUAAAGACUUGCAUCAGAUCAAUACUGAGAUUCUCAGCUACAACAGGCUAUCAAAUACGUCUUCGGUUGUACCCUGCCAAACACGCCGAUUGUUUUCCCACCUUUCUGUUUGCGCAGUUAAUGUGUUUAGAGACACAGUCAGGGAAGAAGAGGGAUUAAGAGGAUGACAUUAUGGAGACGAGGAGCAAUGAAGAGGAAAGAAAAGCGAGAAAAAAGGGCUCAGGGGUGGAAGAAUGAGAGCCAUGACCCGCGGUAUGACAUAGUGCUCAUGCUCUCUCAGCCUGUGGUCAUUGAGAUGUAAAACUAUCACAAAGGCUCUUUCUGUUUCUCUUUCUUCUUCUCUGCUCUUGGCUUUUCUCUCACUCCUGCUCACUCCCUCACUCUGCAGAAAGAGGUCUUGUGGAGAUUGUGUUAUCAAUAUGUGUGCAGUGUGCACUGCAGGUGUUUAACAUAACACCUUUCACACAGAGAGAUGAGGCAAUGCAGGGCUCAGGCUGCUCUGCUGAAAAUCUGUUUCUUUUUUUUUAAAGCAGCACACUUAGAUAUUACAAUCUUUUCAUUCAUGCAUUCAUCAGUGUUCAAGUUGAAUCUUUUGUGCCGUGAAUGAAUGAAUGAAAACUUCAGCGUGUACAUUUUGUGUGCAAAGUUCAACGUACACACAAUGAAGCUCAUCAGGGAGCUGGUUCAAACAGCAGUUUGCACAGCAGCCUUGAACACCUGCUGCCACACUUCACACUGUCAGGUGUGUUUCUUUGUGUGUGCACAUGUGCGUGUUCACCGGGUUGUUCUUCUGGAUCUGUCAAACACACGAGCUGUCGCGGUAAAAGAAAAAAUCACACCUUUGAUGUCAGUAGGUUGAAAAUAGAAGUGUGUCCAUCACAGGUUAUUUCCAGUCACUUUAACACGUCUCUGUGGAAAAAGGCUUGUGAAAGCGCGCUAAUUACAGGAGGGUUUAUAGUCCUUUAUUGCACUAACACAGUACUGCUGAAACAGCUUUUGAUCCCCCCCUCUUCCCCUAUCUUUCCACUGAGAUAAAGGAACAAUAAACAGUUUCACCAUCAGCCAGGAUGACGUGUUAAUCAUAGUCAUAAACCUCAAGCCUUGCAUGAAAAGCGAUGACCUCAUCCCACUAGAUCAUCAUUGUUCUGUCAGUCUACACAUUUCUGACAGAUGUGGCCUGCUCUCUAACACAUACACACACACACACUCACACUGCUCCUCCAUGCUGCAGCACAGCCUUUGUGGAUCUGAGGGAGACGUGUGCAAUGAUGUCAUGUUUGAGGGGUGAGGGAUAGGGGGCGAGGGAGGGAGGGGGGGGAUUCACAUUGAGAUGCUAAUGUCCCCCUCAAAGUAGAGGGGACAGCUGGAGGGGCACUGAGGAUGGCGUCAUGUCUCUCCCGAUAUGAACCACAGAGGACUGUGAUGGUGGGAGUGAUUGAGGGGUGCAGACUGCUCAUUCAGGCAGAUCAAUGCCUCCAGGCUCUGUGUGUGUGUGUGUGUGUGGUUUUACACGCCUGUUUUUGUGUCUGUGUGUGUGUGUGUGCAUCUCCUCUCUAUUAACAGACAAGUUAAAGAGGGCAACUGAAAGCUGCACACACACAGACAAGAGUGAAGAGGAGGGGGGGCUUGUAUUGACGAGGCAGUCAAUUGUACCAGCAACAGUGAUGUAACAGCAGAGCUCCCCAUUAACCAGAACAGAGCCAGGCAGGUGUUGUGUGUCUCUGCUCACCCAGUCAAUAUCUCCGGGAUUCCUCUUCCAUUCAUCUCUCCGUUCUCUGCAUCAGUUUACUCUAAAAAGACAGAAUCGGACCAGAUAACUCAACGCUCAAAGCGCAAUCUUUACGUCAAAAUGUGUCAAGUUUAAAAAAACGCCACAACCAGCAGACAAAAGAGGCCUGAGUGCUCGACUCUGACAGGGCAAGAGAGAGAGAGAGAGAGAGAGAGAAGGGGGGAAAAAAAGCAGUUGCAUAAGUGAUGGAGUGGGCAGAGGAAAACGGAAAAAGGAAGUCACCGCUGGCGAGCGCUGCCGAUGGCGACACAGUGCCCUCUUUCCCGGCUGUGUGUGUUUUCUUCCCAACCAAGCCUUCUCUUUUUCUACUUUGUAUUUUUUUUUUACAUGUGUUCAGAAUUGGGUUAGUCACUUCCCGUCCAAGUCGAUUUUUCCAAAAGUUUGCGAUACAUGAGGUAGAGAGCUGUGCAAAAGGUGAUGAUGGAGUCAACUGGAAAUGAAAAUAGUUGAAGGGUAUUUUUGUGGUUGGUGAUCUCACCUCACAGAGGGAUUUUCUUUGCUGAAAGUGUGUUUUUCUGUUCAUGGUGAAAUGAAACUGUGGAGUUUGCUUUUACCUACAACAAGCAUGAAGCCUUGAUAAAUAUCAGUGUUGGGUAUGUCAUGCAGGGCCUGUUGAGCCUCUUCAGAUUAUCAUGUUGUGUGACGGUGAACUCAUCUCUCCCUGUUGACUCUCUGAUGUCAUCUUCAAAGACAGCUGGGCUGGUGUGUGUGUGUGUGUGUGUCACGGGGUAUUUCAGUGACCUCAGUCUGAGUGUACCGUGUGUUUAUAUGUAUCUUCUCUUGUGUGCUUAGAUCGGAAUGGACGGAUGUGUCAUCCUUGUCUUUUGGAUAAAAUGAGGCCACGUCCCUUCAAGUUGUGUGUCCGCGCCUUCAUGUACUUGGUUUAUUCCAUUCUUGAUAACCAACAGCACUGGCCUUCCUCACGGUCGUCAAGGCAACCUUAAGUGGUUGAAAGUCAGGCGACAAAGUGACAAUAGCAUGUUAUCUUUUGCGUGUGACUAAGGUCCAUUAGUGCCGUCAGUGUAACGCUUUGACUGCAUGGAAGGUGUUUGUAAUCGCGUUGACGUCAUGUGGCUGUAAUGUAAUAGCCUUAAAAAGCAGGCAGACACACUGAGUCCUGCCCUCUUAUCUCUGACUUUGGUCUCUUGUCAUGCCAGUAACCCCUUACUCACUCUGUCCGCCAGUCUUGCCGCCGUUUCCAUGUUUAUUUAACGCCAAAUGAGGUCACCUACAGUAAUCAGGGCUGUAAUUAUUUAUCCAGACACACGCAGAAGAUCAAACAACCAGAGUAUUUUUAGAAGUAUGUUUUCAUUCAUGUGGUCACUUCCCUUCUCACUUACUUUCUCUACAGGGUUAAACACACACACACACUUACACAAACUCUGUCUCCACUGUGGAACGUCCUGUCUUCUGUCCUUCUAACAACUCUCCAACAAUGUCCUCACAUAGAAAGGGAAAUGGUUUGUGUGUGACGUGAGGCUUUUCCUGUUGAUCUAAGAGUCUCCAGGAACACACUGUUUCCUCACACAGAUAUAGUUUAUAUGUCUGUGGUGGUGGGGGGCUAUAUGGAGCACCACUUAUUUUCUUUGUGUGUGUGUGUAGAGGCAGCUUGGGAACUAAGAAACCAGGAAGAAACCCCUCAAAGAACAACCCUUCCUCCCUCUGUUUUAUGAAUUAGUGACAGUGCAGCACCGCCCAUCAGAUCACUAGAAGGAAGCUCCGGUUGGAAACGGCACUUUAGAGCCAAACUGUGAAGAAAAGGGCUACAUCACAGGGACAUGUUAGCAUAGCCGCGUUCAUCUUCAGUCUCUCCCUGAUUUCCUCCUGUAGGUCAUCUGAUCACUCUCGCUGCAUAUCUAUCCUUCCCUCCACUUCACCCCCAACGUGGAGCGCUGAUGUCAUUGCCCCGCUGGUUGCCAUUAAUAGCUGGAAACAGACAGCCCUUCUUCACUUUGGUCUUAAAGGGACAGCGCAUCCAGAAAAAGAUUUGGUCACAAGGAUGCAGCCGACCUCAGGGGCAAAAGCUGCUCUCUCUCUCUCUCUAAAAGUUUGCUCAACUUUAUCCUGCAGCUUUCUCGAUCUCAAAUCUGUUGAGCGCACAGUUCAGUCUGCUGACACCGUUAGCUCUCUCUCUCUCUGUCUGUUUGUCUCUAUGUGUGUGUGUGUGUGUGUGUGUGUGUGUUGGCGACGUUGCUACAUGAAUAGUACAGCUGGGUGUGUGUUACAAUGGAAGGCAAUGUCCUGCCUGCACUGUGCUGUGUGUGCUACUUUGGACUGGUGAUGUCAUGUCUCACUCACUCUCACUCUGUGACCGUGUGUGCAUAUAUGUGUGUGUGUGUGUGUGUGUAUGUGUGCAUGCACUAUGUCCCAGAUUGGGUCAGGCAGGGCUGAACCUAGAUUAGGCUCUAAUCUCCUUUGUGGGGCUCAGGGUUUCCUUGAAGCACUCCCUUCAAUGAUACACACUCCUUAGCGAGGUCAUUACCCACUCCUCAACACAUACACACACACACACACACACACACUUUAACCCCCCUCCUUUGGCUGGCCCCCACCCUGUAGUUAUACAACCGCGGUACUGCAGAGUAAUGAUGAGUGUGGACAUUUGUGUGUGUGUGUGUCUUUGUGUAUGUAUGUGUGUGUGUGCAGGAUUGAGGGCAAACAGUGCCUCCAAGGAAUCAUAGACAGCAAGAGUGAGUAUUGAGCAUAUGUGUUGCUGCAAGAUACGUGAUCAUUUCAUCUGAAAAAUGUUUGUGUGACUGCGUGCGUGUGUGUGUGUGUGUGUGUGUGUGUGUGGUUGUCGGGGGGAUGUUACUGGGCCUCUGUCCUGGCCCUGCACCUGUGGCCUCUCUCAUUCCCCCACCCUGACGCAAUGCACUGCUACAGGACAUGAGCUCAUGCAGGAAACAGAGCCACACGCACACGCACACACAUAUGCCAAAAGUGGAGCCGCCUGCCUCUUAAAGGGCCAGACACACAUUCCUGGCCGGCCUGCAGUUAACCUAAGUCUCACACAGAAGCAAAGAGGGCUUCUAUUCUGCCUCUGUUGCACUAACAGGACCCAGACAUUGUAGCCCAGAUUCACUUCUGAAAGCCUUUAGAGCGUCUGACUGCGCUGCCAACGGGGGUGCAAGACUCCCGGUGGGCUCACUAGAGUCUUUGCAGGGUCCCCAGUGUGUCUAGUUCUUUGCUCUGUAGGAAAUGAUUAGUGUACCUAACCGGUUCUUUUCUUCUCUUCUGUCCCUGCAGGAGGCUUUGCUGCUUUCUCCUCCUGCUUCCCUGGCCUGUGUGAAGGGAAACCUGCCACUGCUCUGCCUAUGAGCUUGUCCCAGCCCUGCUUGCCUGUAGCUAAUGUAGGGCCCACUCGUAUCCUGCCACACCUCUACCUGGGCUCACAGAAGGAUGUCCUCAACAAGGUAGAUUUUGUUUUGAAUCCUUUAAAUCCCCCAGGAAAUAAGUUUGUUCUUACUGAGUGGUUUAAAAAUAAAAAUAAACAUCUUUAUUGUCUGUCUCUGCAGGACCUGAUGGCUCAGAACGGUAUCACCUAUGUGCUGAAUGCUAGCAACACCUGUCCCAAGCCAGACUUCAUCAGUGAGAGCCACUUUAUGCGAAUCCCAGUCAACGACAACUACUGCGAGAAACUACUGCCCUGGCUGGACAAAACGAAUGAAUUCAUAGGUAUGACCAACUCAUAUGUAUUUGUCAGAAGCUCAAGAUUAGCAGAAAAAAGCAGACAAUCAGGAAGUGUCUCUCUAGGGAUGCGAAUUCAUCUCAAGUUAUGUUUUCAUGAUAUUUGAUAUAUCACAUCCUCACAUUGUUGGGGUCGAUAAACGCUCACGUGCGGCUUAGCUGACAAUAGCAUCAGGUAGAAGACUUCCGUUCGGGUGACCCCCCGCGUUGUGUCAGGAAAUGUCAUAUUGCUUUCAAUAGAUGUUGAUUGUCUCCAGAGACUUUGCCUUAAAGUCACGUAUUCAUACCUGUUCAUUUCCCCCCCCUCCUCAACAGACAAAGCUAAGGUGUCAAACUGCAGAGUCAUUGUGCACUGCCUGGCUGGAAUCUCGCGUUCAGCAACCAUCGCCAUCGCAUACAUCAUGAAGACAAUGGGCUUGUCAUCAGAUGAUGCCUACAGGUAUGCUUCCUCCUCCCAUCCAGCACCAGCUGAUCUAAGGUGUCAGCUUUAGUCAAAAGGAAGACCCACUGUUGAAAGAAAUGCAAGAUCAUUUUCUCAACCUCCCCCCAGUCGUGGGAAAUUAGAUUGUUUGAUGGUUGCCAGGGAUAUGAGGGUGUACAAAAGGCUUUGUUGGACAACACUGUCGCUGUAUUGUUCAUCGUUAAAACUUUCCAUACCAACAUUAAUGCGGUUGUUCUGAUCUCAAAAAGAUUCUCAGUGUUUCUCAUGUGAUUUACUGUAAGUCCUUCGCCUCAUGCUGCUCUCUCAUCAUUUCAGGUUUGUUAAAGACCGAAGACCGUCCAUAUCCCCAAACUUCAACUUCCUCGGUCAGCUCCUGGAGUUUGAAAAGGGUCUGCGAUUACUGCAAGCUCUAACUUCCACCUCCGACGACAAGAUCUCAGAAAACAACACCAAGCAGAGCUCGGAGGUGAACGGAGGUUUCGAGAUGAACGGCCACCACAGCAACUAUGAUUCAUCUGUUCCAGAGCCUCACAUCCCUGCAGAGCCCAAGCUUCCCUCACCCACCUCCCUCCAGCAAGGCUUCAACGGCCUGCACCUCUCAGCAGAGAGGAUCAUGGACACUAACAGGCUCAAACGCUCUUUCUCUUUGGACAUUAAGUCAGUCUACUCUCCAAACAGUCCCCGCUGCCCCAUCAUGGUGCCCACACACUCUGAAGACGUCCCCAAGCUUUGCAAGCUUGACAGCCCGGGGACAGGCACCUCCAACGGUGUCUGCUCCCAGUCCCCCAUCUCAGACAGCCCCAGUCCCUCAGAUUCACCCUUCCCUUCACCGGGCAGUGGAGGCAGCAUCGGAGGUUUGGGGGGAAGUGAAGGAGUUUAUCGUUCUAGUUCUUCCUCUUCAAGACCCAGAAGGAAACCUAAGCACUCCUCUAGUAGUUCACCAAUCCACACCCAACCACAUCAACCUCCACAGUCCCUCAGCCUGUCACUGGACCACAAGAGCCCCUGCCUGGACGAGAACUUGAAGGGCUCUCUGCUUCUCUCACUCCCCUCCCUGCCCACUGUGGGGUCUGGGGCCAUGUGGACCAAACACAGAGACACUGUCCAGGCCACUACACCCGUCACUCCUGUCACCCCCACCACAGAUGCCCCCUGGCACUUUGGGGCAGAAGAGGGUGGUGAGGGAGACAUGGAGCUGGGUGGAGGAGGAGGAGGAGGAGGAGGGGGAGAGGGGUCAUCAGUGAGGUUUGGGAGCAGCUCGGCGUAUGUGGCGUUCGGGUGCAGCGAAGGCGUGCGGUUACGAGACAAACCCCAGAGAGAGAAGCCCUCUGCUCCACAGACACAGAGAGACCACAGGGAGUCCAAGUCUUCGUCCAACAGCGCGAACAACGGCGGGGCGGCAUCGGAGAAGCAGUUCAAGAGGCGCAGCUGUCAGAUGGAGUUCGAGGAAGGCAUCUCUGAGACGCGGUCCCGAGAAGAAUUAGGAAAAAUUGGGAAACAGUCAAGCUUCUCUGGGAGCAUGGAGAUCAUCGAGGUAUCCUGACAGAUAGUGGACAUGACUGGAGCUGUCCCUUAGUGGCUAAACAGACCCUGUCAAAGGAAGUGCGAGGAGAUGAGGGGAGCAGAGAUGACUUUUUGUGUGCUUCCCUCACAGACAGUGUUAAAAACACUGAGAGAGAGAGAGAGAAGGGAAAAAUAGAAACAGCAGCAGAGAGCCAGUGUGGAAAAGUUAGCAUGAAAGCUAGCAUUCACAACUGGACGGACAGAGCCUGUGAUGUGACUCUUAGCAAACCUGAACCACCCCGAACUGACGCACAAAUCAGAAGAAAAGUAGGAGGAGUCUGAGGUGAACGGGUUGACGGAAGGUACUGAAACUGUUAAAUUCCUCUGAACUCUGAAAAAGAAACAACCCAAAAUAAGUGUUAUGCUGCAUCCUUACUAUAUAGAGUAUCCUUAUUUUGACAGAGUUUGGACAGUGCUUGCCUGCGGUCAAACGUGGUGUGCUUCAGUGGGUGUACAGCUUGUGAUUUGAACCAAGUACCCUCGGCACGGCUACAUCUGCCCCCCCCCCCCCCUUCCCCUUUCCUCUUCCCAGUGCUACUGACUGUGCAUCAACAACAAAACCAGACUCCAUAACAGCACCGUCUCCUCACAUCCCCGCAGCACAAGGCAGAGAGAUCCCAGGAUUUCAUUGAAAGGCGGUACUGUGUGUGUGUCAAACUAUGAAGGAUCCUCAGCAGUGUGUUGCUGAAAAGACUCGGGCAGUGCCCCCCCGACCCCCCCUCCCAUAAAGCACAGCGUGUGUCUCCUGACUUUAGCUCCCUGGUUUCCAGUGUUAACAGUGUAAUGGGACUGAGGUUUGACAAGAACCCUUAAACCCCUCCUGCUGCUCCCAGUCACCACGAAUAAUGGUCACCACUGAGCAUGCACCAGAAAGGCUGACUACAGACAAAUACUAUAUAUACAAUAUGAAUAUAUAUAGCAGUUUUAAUGGACUCCUAAUGGACUCUUUUUUUUUUUUGUUCAGUUAUAGUUUUAAUUUAUUGUAUUGGUUCAUUCUGGUAAUGAGAAAUAAUAUAAUGUUUUGUGGAUUUAUUUCUUCUUUUUUUUUCUUUUGUUGAAUUAUUAUUAUAAUUAUUAUUAUUUGCUGUAUGGUAUUUAUGAACACACACAAACAAAUACACACAUUCAACAAAUUCAAGUAAGCAAUAUGUGCUGUUCCUUCUUUGGCAAGAGUGAUGAAUGACUUUGAAUGAAAUGCACUUUUCUUCUUUUUCUGAUAACCAACUGGUGACAUGAUACCCUAAGAGACAACCUCUGAGUGUCCUCCACAUGAGUAUGAAGCUACUGUUUGGAAAGGAGAUCGAUGAUAACCAGAUAUCUCCUUCAGUGUGUAAUCUUGGGUUUAAUACAAGAGGAGGACUACAGAGGUAUUCGCUAAUUACAGUCAAAGAUCAUCCGCCUGUUUCCUGAGUCUGCAUUAUAACAUCCAUGUGCAAACAGACACAGGCUCCUUUACAUGUUUGGGAUCUACACACAGAACCAGGUGUCCCCUCUGAGCCAGCACUAUUAUCAUGGACCCGCCAAAGCUGAAACAAACCAACACACACCCCCUUAUACUAAAUGCACUUACAUUUACUUUCACACAUACAAAACUUUGUCAUAACACACAUCCUUUUUUUUUCAUUCUCAGGGGAUCUUUCAGUGAGCCAAGCCCUGCAAUAGGGUACACCGCUGCUGGUACAUCAGCACAAUGCAUGUCCCAAAAGCUCCCUCGCUGUCUUGCUUUUUCUUUUUCUUGUUUUGUUUUUUUUUUCCUUUUCUUUUUGUUCCUAUUUCUUAUUUUUUUCCAAAGCUUUGAUACAAACAGCAUAACAAAAUGUAAAGAUGAAAAAGAGGACCUUCAAAAUCUUGAGGUGAAAGAAAUGAAAACUUUGCUCUCCUGGUGCGAGAUGGUUAUUUAUUUAUAAUGUAAAAAAAAAAAAUGUGUUUUAUUUUUCCUUUGACCCUCACUUAGCUUUUCUCUGACCUUUGACCCUGAGCUGCUGCAGUCCCAGUAAGUUCAGAUAGAUUCCUCGAGCGUCCUCUCAUCCCCUCUUCCCUAUAUUUCUAAGAAAUGUUGUUAGAAUUAUUUAUGACAUGUAACAAAAAUGAUGCAGGCUGUCCCAUUUGCUAAAUUGUUGUUAUUGAAUUAUCGUUAUUAUUAUUAUUAUUAUUAUUAUUCUAUUAUUAUCAUGUUGUGUAAAUAGCAACGCAUCUAAGAACACUGAUGACUUUAGAUGAGUUUUUAAAAGAAAAUCCUGAUACCUUAGGCUGCUUGACGCAAAAAUACCUCAGGUUCUAUCGAAAGGCUUUUCCUUCCCCUGUACAUGUUUUGUGAAAAUGAGACAAAUACAGACAUGACGAAACACAA
This is a messenger RNA of Xyrichtys novacula (pearly razorfish), 44390 nucleotides long. The record is from the annotation of a GenBank genome assembly. Lineage: Eukaryota; Metazoa; Chordata; Actinopteri; Labriformes; Labridae.